Guillardia theta CCMP2712 is the source of this 718-nucleotide messenger RNA. RefSeq lists its product as hypothetical. The transcript is spliced from 3 exons. The coding region runs from base 64 to 702 and encodes 212 amino acids. NCBI's taxonomy places the organism in Eukaryota, Cryptophyceae, Pyrenomonadales, Geminigeraceae. Gene Ontology annotation, cellular component: cytosol. The record is from RefSeq and is a predicted model, not a curated record.
CUGGAUUGUGCUCGCAGGGGAAGCAAGUGUGAGGCCGUGACGGCGAUCAAGCUCAGGCAGGUCAUGCAUGUUGUGGCCUCCUCACUCGGCUUCGCCUCCAGCAGCAUCCGCAAGUGCUACCGCGACAAGGGGCUGCUGCGCAGCUGCAUCAACCUCCUCAAGUCGCUCUCCCACGCGCAGGCGCUCAAGACGGAGAUGGGAUUAAAGUGUGACGUCAUCCGCAUCCUAGCCAACAUGUGCUACCGCGAUCGAGAGUCUCAGGACAUGGUGCGAGAGCUCGGGGGGAUCCCGCUGAUCCUGCAAGCGUCCAACAUGGACGAGAACAACCCUUUCUCGCGGGAGUGGUCGAUCUUGGCCGUUAGGAACCUGUGCGAGGGUAACGAGGCGAACCAAGAGAUCAUCGCCGGGAUCAAACCCAAGGAGGUGGCCUCGAUACCGCAGGAGCUCAAAGACAAGGGGAUGCAGGUGGAGCUGGACAAGUCGACGGGGAAGGUGAAGUUGGUGCGCGAUGGGGCGGGCCCGACCGGCACUGGGGGUGCGACACCAUCGAGACUGCAAGACACGGACAACUCGACGAGGACCAUGGUGGAGGAGCUGAAGAACAUGGGGCUACGGGCAAACAUGGAUGAAGACACGGGAUUGGUAGAUAUCAGCCACCCUGACGCCAAGCCUUCUACAUCAGUUUAUCACCCAACUAUAUGACCAAAAAAUGACAACC